This is a messenger RNA of Achroia grisella, 647 nucleotides long. Its product is annotated as putative peptidyl-tRNA hydrolase PTRHD1. The transcript is spliced from 2 exons. NCBI's taxonomy places the organism in Eukaryota, Metazoa, Arthropoda, Insecta, Lepidoptera, Pyralidae. Gene Ontology annotation, molecular function: peptidyl-tRNA hydrolase activity. Bases 206 to 580 code for a protein of 124 amino acids. The record is from RefSeq and is a predicted model, not a curated record.
GAGAGAAUUAGAGACAUGAAAUAUUUUAGUCUGUGUUUACUAAUACAAGUUGAAACUUUCAAACACAAUUUUCAUUUAAGCAUUACUUAUAAGUAGAUAAGGAGUUAAACUUAUAAUACUAAAGUGACAAUCUAAAUAGUGAUUACUCAUUUAUAGGAAUGAUACUAAACCAUUUUGUACUGUGCAUGUUACUAUUAUAACCACAAUGUCUAACCCAAUUGUUCAAUAUGUUCUCUUAAGAAGUGAUUUGUUAAAAGAUUUAGGGUGGUCAAUUGGGGCUUUGGUUGCCCAGGCUUGUCAUGCAUCGACAGCAGCUUUACAUCUGUAUAAAGACGACGAACACACUAUACAGUACUUAAAUGAUCUAGACAACAUGCAUAAAGUAGUUUUAGAAGUACCUAAUGAAGAUUCAUUGAAAAAAGCUGCAGAAAAAUUAAAAGAAAAUUCAAUAGAUUACAAACUAUGGACUGAACAGCCUGAGAAUAUACCUACCUGUCUAGCAAUCAAACCUUAUCCUAAAGAAGCAAUAAAAAAGUUUGUAGGAAAAUACAAGCUAUACAAAGCUACUAUGGUACUUUAAGUAAUUUAUAAUUUAUGCAAUAUAAUAUAUUGUUGCUUUUUUUUCUAUAUUAAAUAAAUAAAUUAUG